AUGGAACUUGCUUAUGGCGAGAACGUUUACAGAAGCAUAAAGGAAGUGUGUCCCAAUGCUGUAUCAGGAAAGCAGAAAGGACUCUACUUGCAAACAAAACCAGAUAAGCCUAAGAUUAUUCUGGUCAGCCUGAAGUCUGGCAUCAUUAAAAAUGAAAGAAUCUACUUUCAUACGAAAGGAGACGACCAUCAAAUAGAUUUAAAGCUUAACUGCAGAGAGCACUUGACGCUCUCCACUACUCCUGUCACUCUGCAAACUAGAAAGGUUACCGAUGAGGAGGAUGUUGGAGAUCUAGUGCUUAUAAAGUUUGGCACAACAGAUGUAUCUCUGAGAAGUCCAAUUUAUCCAGCUGUCUGUGAGGGCCUGAUCCUCAGUAAGUUUUUGAACUGUUAGUGUUAAAUAUGUAGACUGUUAUAUUUAAGAAAUACUAAUUAUUAAGAAACAGUAUAUGUAAGCUGAUGAAUGAAAACAUGUGUAUGAGAUACUCUGAUAUUAGAUAACGUUUCAAAAGAGCUUGCUGAAAUAAGCUUAAGGGAGACACACAAAUGUUUUGUCUCACUUAGUCUCACAAUAUUAUAGAAUAUAAUAUUGAUAAUAAAUGAAAGAGGACACAGUCCACUCUAUUUAAACGGGCACUUCACCUUGAUAAAAGAGACAUAUAGAGAUGGUCCCCACCUAAUCUUAUUAUUUCUGUGAAAGGUUUGAACCCAGGAGUCAUUUCAAAAGUAGGUUGAGUUUAAUCGUCCGGGUGAACGUAGUCCUGAGAGAAUGACAAUUUGACUAACAAUAGACGACUGUUUAACUGUGACAAUAGACGGAUUAAAACGCACCAAUUACUGAUUAUGAGUCUUCAUAGCCAAUAACAUCACGGCUUAACUGACAGACGACCAAUAACAUCACGAUGUAAAUUGACCAAUCAAAUCAAUAACCAGAGUAAAAUACCAUCAACUGACGUGAUACAACUCACUUUGACUCUGAACAUGACUACCGCACAGGUUGUCGAAACGUCAGUCACUGUCUGGAGAACAAGAACAGUCCUAUUCAGGACUACGUUCACCCGGACGAUCAAACUCAACCUACUCUUAUUAUUUCUCUUUUCCCUGUAUUCCUGACUCUCCAUUAAGGACAGACAUCACUCUUAGGUGGACAUUUUAAGUGCAGGUCCCGAAAGGUGUCCAUCUUAAAGAGAGUUGAAUGUAUUAUGUAUUAAUAAAAGGAACCAGUACUUUUGGCAAAAGCUAGGUUCAAGGAACUUCCUAUACAUUAUGAGAAAAGGCAGGGCUGGAAACAAAAUGUGAAUUCCAGCCUGUCCUUUUUGGCAAGCAGGUCACAGAUUUUGCUUCCCUGGGCCACUUCUUGCUUGCCUUAGUCAAUGAUUUUGUUAGAGGACAGUAAGAUGAAAAAUUUACUUGCCCAGCAAGAAAUUUACUUUUCCUGGACUACAGGAUGGGACUUUCCUCAAGCCCUGAAAGGUGACUUUACAAGAUAACAAUAUAAUUAUAACAAUAUAGUUAUUGUAUUUUAAUAUUUAGCAACGGAAGCAGCCCAGUGUUUUGUGGUUCACAUUAUUCCUAAUGGUCAAUUAAACAACAGAGGAUAUAUUUCUAACAAAAGGAGACAGGAUCUUGGUACUGCCUUCUUCUCCUAAACUUUUUUGUUCCAUUGUGUGUUUUUAACAAGCAUUAUUACCCCUUUUAUUCAGAAUUCCGGCCGAAAGUGAUAUCGAUGGAUGAAGAACCAGUGAAGAUAAGGAAUGGAGAUGGAAAGCGUGUCCUUGUGAAGAAAGUCAAGUUUGACACUGGUAAUGAUGCAGGCACAGCCAUAUCCAGUGAUUUUGUCCAAGAGCUUGGCCUGGAGCCGGAUAGAAGUAAAAAGUCCCGCAUGGUUGGAAUUGGAGGUCCCGUGGAGUGCUUCAGAGUAAAGAUCUCUCUUUACAUUCGAAAACAUCAUUUCAAAGUUAAUGCCUUAGUGGGUGCUGUUACCCCUGGGACAGAUCUUUUGGUAGGAAACGAUAUCAUGGAAAAACUUGAUAAAGAAAACUAUACUAUCGGACAGUAA
Messenger RNA from Porites evermanni, 2058 nucleotides. Lineage: Eukaryota; Metazoa; Cnidaria; Anthozoa; Scleractinia; Poritidae. The record is from the annotation of a GenBank genome assembly.